AUGACAACGAUGUUCGUCCAACUGCGUGGUGUGGUGUACCUGUUGGUACUUCUGCAGUGUUGUGUGUGUGUGGCACAUGCAACCGACGGUCAGAGUACUGUUGAGAAUGCGGAGGGGGAAUUAAAAAAAUGGGUGAAGAAGGCAGACGAACUUUUGGGGAAGGGAAGGGGGUGUGUGACGGUAUGGAAGAAGGAAGAGGAGUCAUGCAAUGGAAGAAUUUCUCCCACCAAGAGUGUUGCCGAUGGCACUCAUAGUCUUGUUACGGAAAUAAAGAAAAAACUGGGAGGUGGUGUGAUAACCAAAGAUCAGGGGACCGGUGAUGAUGAUCUCGUGGAAAAGGCCAAAAAAGCGAUGCAGAAGACUCAAGAAACAGUAAACGAGACGAAGGCAAUACUGGCAGAAACUGCGGUAGUAAAUAUACAAUGUUCCUAUAUCCUUGAGGAAUGGCGACAAGAGAUGGAGAAUAAGGACGGGGCACGAAAGCACUACGUAAGUGUGAUUAAAGGCGCAGAAGAAAAAUACAGGACGCCAGAGAGAAUAGAACUGGUUGAGGAAAGCAACAAAACGCAUAAGGUAUUGUCUGACGUCAUGGGUGAACUCGCCGUUGCUUCUAAACGGAGUUCUUCGUGCACGCGGGUUGUCAAGCAGCAUCAAGAGAGAGCGGAGCGUGCGAUGAAAGAACUCGAGGGAGUUAGCGGUGAUGUUGUGGAACAAAUUAAGGAAGCCAGAACACACAAUGCAACGGUUCCGAGGGAGUCUACCGUAAAGGCGAGGCUGGAUGUUGAGUGGGAAGAAGAAGCACAGGCAAUCGUAAAAGCGAAGGAGGAAGAAGAACAAAAGAAGAAACAGGCAGCACUGGAGAAAGCACAAGCUGAACAGAGGUUACUCGCGGAAAAAGAGGCAAAAGAAAGGGAAGCGGAACUGGAAGAGCAAAAGAGACGGGCUAGGGAGCAGGAGAGAAUGGCUCAAGAAGAAUUGGAUAGGAAGAAAAAAGCAGCAGCAGAAGAAGAAGCGGAGAAGAGAAAAGCCGAUGAAAAAAGAGCCCAAGAAGAAAAGACUAAACAAGAUCAAGAGAGGAGGGAUGCAGAGGAAAAGGCUCAAAAGGCUAGAGAAGCAUUGGAGAGAAAGGAAAAAGAACAGCUGGAACGGGCAGCGGAAGAGGCGAGAAAAAAAGCAGAAGCGGCUAAGAAGAAUGACAACAGCCACCACAGUCCUGCAUUGGUGCAGAGUCCCUUAUUGUUGAUUCUGUUAUGUGUGUUGGGUUGCACUCUCGUUUGCUAA
Messenger RNA from Trypanosoma theileri, 1281 nucleotides. RefSeq lists its product as uncharacterized. Lineage: Eukaryota; Euglenozoa; Kinetoplastea; Trypanosomatida; Trypanosomatidae. The transcript has a single exon. The record is from RefSeq and is a predicted model, not a curated record. The coding region runs from base 1 to 1281 and encodes 426 amino acids.